CGCGAAUGGGGACCCGCGCGAGCGUCAUUUCCAUUUGUAAGGGGCCAGCGCUCACAAAAGCGCGGCUCCUGGGGGCUGCGGUGCGCAUCCUCCCCGCCCGCCGGCCCGCUCUCCCGGACCGACCCCUCCUCCGCCUCCCACACCGCCCCCUCCCCGCGGGGUCAGCCUGGAGCGCCCCGGCCCGAGCUGGCCGCCGGGCCACCCGCUUCCUCGCUGCCGCCCCCUGCUCCCGGCCCGCGGGGACAACCACCGCCCGGCCCCAGCCCGGCAGGGGAAGCCCCAGCCUGUUCCGGUGCCUGGGCCGCCAGGGCGCGCAGGGCCUCGCCCACAGCGCGGGGGCAGCAAGAGGCCUCCGCGCACCCCCAGGCCGCGGGGCGGGGGUCCGCGGGAGCGGGCUCCGCGCUUACCGCGUCCCGGGGCUCAGGCGCCUGGCGCUGCCGCUGGGGCCAUGGCCGCGGGCGCACUCGGGGCUCGGAGGCGGCGGCGGCAGUUGCAGCGGGACGGCCGCGCCCAGCGCGCUCGGCUCCCGGCUCGGCCGCGGCCACCCGAAGCUUUGGACGCAGGGGAGGAAGGGCCAGGCCCGCGCGGGGAGGAGGAGCCAGGGCGACGCCGGCCCGGGCGCGGCUCCUCCUCCGCGGCCCGCGCAGCUGGGGCCGCUGAGGGAGGAGCGCUGGGCGCCGCCCGGGCCCUCGCGGGGUCCGUCCCCCCUACUCCACCCCUUCCACGGGGACUGCGCCUCUGGUGGCCGGAGCACGGGGGAGUCCGGUCCCGGCUUGGCUGUGACCCUGGGGCGCUCGCCUCGGAGAUUUGAACUUGGAAGCUCCGGUGCUUGCCGGGGCGCAUAUGGAGGAGAAUGAAAUAAUGCCAUUUGCAGCAGCAUGGAUGGACCUAGAGAUUAUCAUACUAAGUGAAGUAAGUCAGAAAGAGAAAGACAAAUACCAUAUGGUAUCACUUAUAUGUAGAAUCUAAAA
This is a messenger RNA of Orcinus orca (killer whale), 971 nucleotides long. RefSeq names its product translation initiation factor IF-2-like. The transcript is spliced from 2 exons. The record is from RefSeq and is a predicted model, not a curated record. NCBI's taxonomy places the organism in Eukaryota, Metazoa, Chordata, Mammalia, Artiodactyla, Delphinidae. Bases 6 to 857 code for a protein of 283 amino acids.